Messenger RNA from Bombus terrestris (buff-tailed bumblebee), 6990 nucleotides. RefSeq names its product protein still life, isoforms C/SIF type 2 (gene sif). The record is from RefSeq and is a predicted model, not a curated record. Gene Ontology annotation, molecular function: guanyl-nucleotide exchange factor activity; protein binding. Gene Ontology annotation, biological process: positive regulation of axonogenesis; small GTPase-mediated signal transduction; activation of GTPase activity. The coding region runs from base 861 to 6962 and encodes 2033 amino acids. Gene Ontology annotation, cellular component: synapse; membrane. The transcript is spliced from 30 exons. Lineage: Eukaryota; Metazoa; Arthropoda; Insecta; Hymenoptera; Apidae.
GUCAGGUGUUUUAGAUCCUGUUGAACGACGUCAGUCGUUAAGUCGACUAUCGCUUAUUGUUUGACAGGUGAUCGUUUGCGAAUCAUUUGCUUUCGAAAAGGGUGGAUACCGUGAUCUCACACCCCGCUACUACGAUCGCGGUAGCCCAUCCCUUCUUUGAUUCCGUCCCUAACCCCUUCUCAUCCGUUCGUUUAUCUUUCUAUCUCCUACUACAGCACAUAUCCUUUUCUCCCUUCCUUCUCUAUUCGUUUCUCCCUUUUUUUCUUUCUCACUGUCAUUCUACUUCCACCUUCUUUUACCGUCAAACAUAGAACGUGUUCGACAUCUUCCGCUGUGGCGAAGAUACCGCCAAUGCAAUGCGAUUAUGUCAGGGGCAAGCUGAUAAACUUUUGAACACCUGCAAUGAUGUGACAAUAAAGGUAUAUUCUCCUACAUCCUUUCUCAUAUCGCGGGGUAUUGUCCCUGUUAUACAGUGCUUCCCAGAAUAGAACAAGAGAAUGAAAUAAAAAUUAUCAUCAACUAAAUCGAUGAUUAAUGAAAACGGUGCCAAACGUCGAUAGACAAGCCAAUCAACGUGAAUAUACAGCAUCUUGAUAUUCCGAUAAACAUCGAUAAUUAGGGAGCAAAAAAGGAACAACAAGAAUAAGAAGAAACGAGGGGUUGACCACUGACUGCAAAACGCACACAACAGAACAGGUUGAUUAAGAUCAAAUCUUAACGAAGGAAAACACAAACAGACAAGGAAAGCACAAAGAAGGGAGAAAUAGUGGUAGUUAUUGAAAAAACAGUAAAUUGAUUAUUCAAAGGUUGCGUGAAAGAAGGAAGGAUUACAGGUGGUAUAAGAGAAUAACAAGAAUAGAAUGGGCAAUAAGUUGUCUUGCAGUUGUGCUCCUCUUAUCAGAAAGGCUUAUCGUUACGAGGAUUCACCAUGGCAGGCUGGCGCGAGGGGCGGAAUGGGCGGCAGCGGAGGUCGCAGGGGUGACACUGGCCACUUGCUCAGGUGCGGAAGCUUAAGAGAAAGGAAGAGACUGUGGGCCGAAGUGUUCCAUGUAAGUGCCAGUGGAGCAGGGACUGUAAAGUGGCAGCAGGUUUCCGAGGAUUUAGUUCCUGUAAAUAUCACAUGCAUUCAAGAUUCGCCAGAAUGUAUUUUCCAUAUUACCGCAUACAACAGUCAGGUAGACAAAAUUUUGGAUGUACGAUUAGUUCAACCAGGUACACGUAUCGGACAAGCAUCAGAGUGUUUUGUUUACUGGAAAGAUACAAUGACCAACGAUACGUGGGGAUUGAAUUUUACUUCUCCGAUAGAUGCUAAACAAUUCAGAGAAUGUUGCUCACCGUCGUUCAAGAUUUCAAGGAAAGCGUCCUCUUCUUACUCGUUGAAGCUUGAGCCACCUAACAAACAAAAGAUCAAAACCCGGAGAAAGCCCUUAUCGACACCGGCAUCACCGAGUAGAUCCAGGGAGCCUCAAUGCACUUGUAUGACCCCAGAACAACUUGCCAGGUUUCGAAGCCAAGAAGCUAGAUAUCGAGGCUUUUGUGGUACUUCUACGCUUCCGCGAACUAUGGCAAGAUCCACGGAAGUUGAAAUGACACCAGCUCGUGAUAAAAUAACUGCAGCAACAUCCAGUGCGUCCCUCUACGACAACGUUAACAAUGCGAAUGUAACGCCAGGAAAAACACCGAAAACAGGCGAAUCAAAGCAAAAGGAGAAACAAAAUGAAACCUGUCAAACUACACCAAAAACGGCGAACGUAGGAAUCGAAACAGUCACCGUUGGAUCACAGAUCGAUAGCCCGGAAGAAAAAGGCGCUGCAGUUUCUCCGAAGAAAGGUCAGAAGCAAAGUCAAGAUUCGUCUACUCAACAAAAUAGUACUGAAAUGCUAAAAUCAGAGGGUACACAAGCCGGUGGUACUUUACAAAAUAAAUCUUUACGAAAAGAGCAAUUACAUCAUACAAAGUCUGCUGAUUAUACAGACUUGGAAAUGCAAAAUGGCAAUAUCUUCAACAUAGUGAACAAUAAUCACAGUGGAAAGAAAUCAAAAAGCAAGAGUACGGAUGAUAUGAGAAUUGAAAAUGCACAGAACGGUGGAAUUAGCUUAGAUUCGAAUACCUUGAAAAGAAUGCUAAAACCAAUGUCGAGUAUCGAUAGUCCUGUUACAUCCCCAGAGAUGACCAGAAAGAGGCACAGCCAUCAUAAUUAUCAUUACCACCCAAGCAAUAACAAUCAGAAAUACGUUAUGCAAGAGACUGAAAAUGAAAAUUGUGCGCAUCUAUAUCGAGCAUCAUAUAAUAACAAGUUCCAGGCAUCUAGAAGCGUGCAUGACAUGGGACGUCAGUACACUGGCAGCAGAGCCAGGACCUAUUUAGAUUCGGAACGUAAUCGAUGCACAGGUGAUAUGUCGCCGCCAUCGGAUAAUGUCAUCUUCGAUAAUCAGUGUUACGCGACCACGCCAAGUUCGUCGAAUGGAAACUCGGAUAUGGAACAACCGACUCACUGCAGUUCGCGUCGUUGCAAUGGUGGUCAGGCGUAUCAACAGCAAAACAUGCAAUCUGUAUCAACACCUGGUAGUCCAACUAGUAGGCUUCUUCUCGAAUAUGAGAUGCAUCUGAGGAACACUUUGGCCAAGGGUAUGGACGCCGAAAGCUACAGUUUACGUACUUUUGAGGCCUUGCUAACGCAAAGCAUGGAAGAUUUAGAAUUUGCGAAAAAUAUACCGUUGAACAUUCAACGUACACCUCACGUUUCACGAAGACGUCCCGGUUCCAAUAAAUCGUCAACGUUACCACUAUCGUACCGUUAUUGCAAUGAAAGACAAAAUAGUAAGGAUAGGGACGGUUACUACAGCGACCGUAAUGAAAUGAUUAGGGAGAAAAGAGACAGAGAAAUUGACCGAGAUCGUGGAUAUCUUAGUGAUUAUAAUUCUAGAUGUACCAGCUGCGUUGGAGAGUCUGCACGUGCACAAUGGUUUCGCCACUCUGAUGGAUGGCAGUCUGGUAGUUCGACGCUUGGCUCUGGUGCUUCUAGUUCUAUGAAUCCAAGUUACAUGGGACAUAAACGAGAUUCUCCGUGGGAUUCCUUACCAUCGCUAAGACACGAGGGCAGCCUUAACGAUAGCGGAUAUAAAUCAAAUCGAACUGAUUCUUUAGAACAAAGAGGAACUUUUGAUAGACAAGACAGCGUGAGAUCGGAUUAUAUGUCCGAUCGGGAUGGCAGAUAUGGAAUUGUUCAACAAGCUUCACUGGAGAGCACAGACUCGAGAAUUUGCUACUUGACGUCCUCAGAGAUGUCAGACGAUGAUAAAAUGUCGCUAACUACUGCCGUUAGCGAUGACGACGAUGGUGAAAGUGUCAUAAAUUCUCCAUAUCGAGGAAAACAGACUGGUACCGCUGCAGCUUCGUUCAAUUGCACGGGAGCAGUUCGAAAAGCUGGAUUUUUAAGCGUGAAAAAAUGGCUGUUACGAAAGAAGCAUCAAAUCGAGCUGGCGAGGAAGAGGGGUUGGAAAGGUUAUUGGGUUUGUUUAAAAGGAACUACCCUUCUCUUCUAUCCUUGUGAUUCGCAAGAAAGUAGAGCCAUGGAGGCAGCACCAAAACAUUUGAUUAUAGUCGAUGGUGCAAUAAUGCAACCAAUUCCGGAACAUCCAAAACGGGAUUACAUAUUUUGCUUGAGCACCGCAUUCGGCGAUGCUUAUUUAUUCCAGGCACCAUGUCAAGUGGAACUCGAAAACUGGGUGAACAGCAUACAUUCAGCAUGUGCCGCUGCGUUUGCACGUCAUCGUGGUAAAACCGGAACCCUUCAUUUAUUGCAAGAAGAAAUAUUUCGCUUAGAGAAAGCGAUAGAGUCGGAUCAUAAAUUAAAACACAUGGCGGAUCUUCAGCAGUCUGUCGUAUCCGAUGUAGAAACAAAACAGCAGAUUAAUAAUCAAAUUGUUCAAUGGGAAGAAAAUUUGGAGCGACUUCAUUGCGAGCAAUUCCGACUAAGAUGCUAUAUGGCGAGUUUACAGAGUGGCGAAUUACCAAACCCAAAGAGUUUAUUGACGCACGUAUCUCGUGCUACGAAGCAAACAUUAAACAAAUUAGGAGUCUUUACCGUAUCGUCGUUUCAUGCUUUUAUAUGCGCACGAAGUCCUUCGUUGCUGAAUAAUCUACUAGCAGGACGAGGAGCUACCAAGAGGAGACCACCGUUACUAUCGAGAUCCAAUAGUGGAUCGAGUAGGAGAUCCCUUCAAAUAUCGUCCAGAGAUGAUGAGAAAACCGUGAAGGUGUAUGUGCCGGAAAAUCAGCUGGUAUCCGUUUUUGUGCGUGACGCUAUGACAGUAGAGGAAUUCCUUGCGAGUGCUUGCAACAGGAAAAACCUUAAUCCGAUGGAACAUUUCGUUCGUGUAAAGAAACGACGCGACAUGGAAGAUCAUAAUUAUUUCGUACCACAUAGAACGGACAUGAUAGAAACUUAUUUGCACACUCAUGAGAUUGUUGAAGUUUGCGCGAAAAUCCUAUAUCAAGUAGAGCUACAGAGGAAUACUCUUGAACAAAUGUGGGGCUUUUCGGUGGAAGCAGAAUUAAUUGAGAAUUCUGAUCGGCAGGAUGAAUUGUGUUGUUAUGUUAGCAGGGUUGAAGAUAAGAGCGUCGCAAUGCAAAAUGGAAUCAUUAAAGGAGACGAGAUCAUGGUAAUUAACGGUGCAAUAGUAAGCGAUUUAGACAUGAUGUACUUGGAAAGUGUGUUGCAAGAAGAAGUUGGUCUAUGUAUGAUGAUGAGAUCUUCGCGAACUGAACCACCAGACCUUACAGGCAUAAUGAGAGUCACCGAUGACAUAAUCGAGAGUUUGGUUUGUCCGCCACCACCUUCUGAUCCACCGGUUAUAAGCGAAGAAAUGAUUUCUGGUUUAAUCGUUCCAGCCCCCGGAUGGAGCAAAGAAAGUAUCGCACAGGAGUGUACGUCAGCAGCUCACAUGGAAAAUGGCAAACAAACAUCUCGCACAAAUUCAUUCGAAAUAGAAAACUUAUUGAAAACCGCCGAACAAGUAACUGGUAUCUGUCGAUCACCUGGUGAAACAAGAAAAUCUAGUCCCACUGGAAGUGUUGUUAGUUCUCAUUCUCAAGCUAUGACGCCGAGUCGGCAAUUAAGCGAUGCUGAGAAAUUGAAGAAAGUUAUUUUAGAAUUAAUUGAAACUGAACGUACUUAUGUGAAGAACUUAAAUAAUUUGCUGGAGAACUACUUAGAACCCCUCAAACGCGAAACAUUCUUAUCGAAUGCAGAGAUAAACGCAUUGUUUGGGAACAUACAAGAGAUUGUUACAUUUCAACGACAAUUUCUACAAAAUCUUGAUCAUGCGAUCGAGAUGGAAGCUGAUUUCAAUAAUUUCGACCAUCCUAGUCAAUUUAAGGGUGUCCUGUUUUCUAUUGGAAGUGCCUUCUUAUAUUACGUAAAUCAUUUCAAGUUGUACAGUUCGUUUUGUGCUAGCCACUCAAAAGCACAAAAGGUUUUACAUCCAAAUGAAGGAAACCAAGCUUUACAAGAGUUCCUGCAAGCGCGCAAUCCAAGGCAGCAACAUUCGUCGACUUUAGAAUCAUACUUGAUAAAACCUAUUCAACGAAUACUGAAAUAUCCGUUGUUGUUACAACAGCUUCGAAACCUAACUGACGAACGAAGUGAAGAGCACCAGCACUUGAUUGAAGCCUUAAAAGGAAUGGAGAAAGUAGCCGAACACAUCAAUGAAAUGCAAAGGAUUCACGAAGAAUACGGAGCUAUCUUUGAUCACUUGUUCAGGCAACAUCAAAAGUCUUGCAAACAGCCGAUCGACUUAAGUCCAGGAGAUCUUUUAUAUUAUGGAGGGGUCGAAUGGCUCAAUAUUUCCGACUUUCUUGGUAAAAUCAAGAAAGGGUUGGAACUGCACGCAAUGUGUUUUGUGUUUAAGUCUGCUGUCGUAUUCUUGUGUAAAGAAAGGUUGAGACAGAAGAAGAAGCUUAUGGGGGUAUCCACUAAAGCGAAUUCCAGUGAGGUAGAAAUAAUUCGCUAUCAAGUAUUAAUUCCUGUAACGGAAGUACAAGUUAGAGCUAGUUCCGCCAAAGAUAUGGAAUCUCAUUUCCUGUGGGAAUUGAUCCACUUAAGAAGUCAAUUACAGAGAAGAUCGGAGAAAGUAUACGUGCUUUCUAACAGCACAACAGAAUUCAGAAAUGCAUUUUUGAGGACGAUACGUCAAAUUAUUCGAGAAUCGGUUCGAAAUAUGAGUAUACCAUCGACGAAGCAGAACUUGAACCAACCACCGAUUACCAUUUCACCACGAAUGUCAACUGGACAUGUUGAAAAGUUUGAGAAACAGUCGGCAAGCCAGGGACAAAAUGGCAGUAACAGUAGCGCCGUAACUACCGGUACGCUAUCGAAAAAAACGGUUAAACCGCAAAUAUUGCCAACUUCCCAUAACGUAAAACGAAAAUAUAGCCAAUCGAAGCAAACGGUAGAGCAUGAAAGUUCCGAAGAUAAAGAUAUCGAGGAGCCAGCAGGCGCGAUCAAUCAACAGCAAACGACAUUUCGCUCCCGAAGCAAGACUAUCAGCGAUACAUCCGGAGAGGUGAAAGUCGAGAUGGAUUCAGGAACAAAAUCCGAAGGAGAAGAAGAUUCGCAAGCUUUUUUAGGUGAGAAGAAGGCGAAUUUGGGCCGCACACCGAAUCAUUUGACUUUGAGCACCACUUCAACAAUUUCAGCAGGAAGUACGGGUAGUCAGGCGAGACUGAUCCAAUCUUCUCAUCAACCGGAAAAUUAUCAGCCGAUCGCAGUCAAGGAACUUGGUUCGCCGAUUUGGAAACCACGGGAAUUACCCUCGCUAGGAGAGUCUACGACGUUGCCACGUAAGGGUAAGUCGGCCAGCGAGUUUGGGGAUAUAAGCUCAUCUCAUAGCGCCUCCCGAAAGUCUCUGAUAGAAAUCAAUAAUUGUGCUCAACAAUCUAACUGUAAUAACCACGUUUAAAUUAAAUAGAUGUUAACUGAUUGACGAA